Molecule: messenger RNA, 1354 nt
Organism: Pogonomyrmex barbatus (red harvester ant)
Lineage: Eukaryota; Metazoa; Arthropoda; Insecta; Hymenoptera; Formicidae
Gene: Ada
Product: adenosine deaminase-like protein
Biological process (GO): adenosine catabolic process; inosine biosynthetic process
Molecular function (GO): adenosine deaminase activity
Source: RefSeq, a predicted model, not a curated record
CAGACAACUGAAUUUGCUACAAGUCUGUACUGCUUCAGAAAUUUAGAUUUGUUCUUUUUGGCUGAACUGGUUGUACUAGUUUCACAGUACUAGUUUAUCUUUCUUUCUUUAUACUGAAAGAAGAAAGAUAAAUUCUAAACUAGUACAACCAGUUCAGCUAAAAAGAACAGACUUAUUAUUUUAUUCUUGUUCAUCGAAUGUUAAACAAGGAUAUAAAAUGAUACCAGCACUCGAGGGUUAUUUCUAAACGCAUCCUAGUAUUACUUUAUGGUGACUUUGAAGAUGUCUCCAUACCCUAUAAGUGAAGUAGAAAUAUAUUGUGGAUGACAUAAUGGAUAUGCAAAAGUUUUGUCAACAAUUACCGAAAGUGGAACUUCAUGCACAUUUAAAUGGUUCAUUAAGUAUAAAUACCUUGCAAAAAUUAUACAAAAUACAAUACUCAGACAGUACAUAUGAUCCAGCUGUUUUGGACAUCACCAAUUUCUCAUCCUUAAGCGAAUGCUUUAAAAUAUUUGAUAUAGCACAUGCAUUAACAAUUACACCGGAGACUGUAUUUAUUGCUACUUGUGAUGUAAUAAAAGAGUUUCAUGAGGACAAUGUAAUUUAUUUAGAAUUGAGAAGCACACCUCGUGCUGUAAAUAAUUCAAUGACAAAAACAGAGUACCUUCAAGCUAUAAUAAAAGCUAUCGAAAUAUCCAAGUCUGAGUUUCCACAAAUUCUUGUAAAACUACUGAUAUCAGUUAAUCGAAAACAAGGUUAUGAAUCUGCAGAAGAAAAUAUAAAUCUUGCUAUGCAAUUCAUGAAGAAAUAUCCUGAAUAUAUUGUUGGUAUUGAUCUUAGUGGUGAUCCAACAACAGGUGAUUCAUUCUUAGAGUUAUUAGAAGCUUCCAGAAAAGUGGGUCUUAGAAUUACAGCUCAUUGUGCAGAGGUACCAAAUGAGAUAGAAACAAAGGAUAUAUUAAAAUUUAAACCUGAUCGAUUGGGACAUUGUACAUGCAUUCAUCCCAAUUUGCAAGGUUCUCAACAAUUAUUUGAUAAAUUAUUGGAAUCUAAAAUUCCUGUUGAAUUAUGUUUGACAUCAAAUGUUAAAUGUAAAACAGUAUCAUCAUAUAUGAACCAUCAAUUUAAUUAUUUAUAUAAAGCUAGACAUCCUAUAACUAUUGGGACAGAUGAUAAAGGCGUUUUUAAUACGUGCUUAUCAAAGGAAUAUGAGAUAUUGAGUUCUACUUUUAAUAUCGGAAGGAAAGAGCUUAAAGAAUUGUCUGUAUCAUCAGUACAAUACAGUUUUGCAAAUAUUGAGGAAAAGAAGAAUUUAACAGCAAUCAUUAAAAAUUUUGAAUAACAUAAUUCUUUA